Molecule: messenger RNA, 945 nt
Organism: Mesorhabditis spiculigera
Lineage: Eukaryota; Metazoa; Nematoda; Chromadorea; Rhabditida; Rhabditidae
Source: the annotation of a GenBank genome assembly
AUGGAGGUGGAGACGCCCCAAAAACCAGCAAUACAAGAAGCCACGGCCGAACCGCCACCGGAAACGGCACCAUCCCAGAAAGGCCGCAAACCCGAAAAGGUCGAGACUUCGUUUAGCCCCGGCGAUAUCAUACGGGGUCGGCAGCUCGCCAGCGAACUCGAGGCUUUGCGCGUGGAGGUCAAUCAAUCCCAUGGUCUGCGCGGUAACCGAGUCGUCGGGAAGGUCGACACACUACGCGAGGCCAACGUCCUCAUCACCCGCAACGACACGGCCAAUAAGAUUGGUCUUGAGGAAAUUCGCUCGAUCCAAAAGAUGCUCAGCGAUUUUGACACUCGUGAGCGCUGGGAGAACGAGCAGUUGGAAGCCGCACCAGCCGGUAUACAGCCGCCACAAGGAGCCGCGCAAAUGGAAACGACGUUGAAUCGGCCCUCACCCUCCUACAACUCGUCGCCGCCGCUGUCGUCAAGCCCGUGGAGUCUGGACGGGUUCCCGGUGGUGAACUACGACCAAAACUUCGACCAGUCCCCACCCUACGGCUACCCGGCUCCCCAUGAAUACGGCUUCGACCCGUACUACGCGCAACCGUUCGGCGGGCAUCACUACCCACCGACGUCCAUGUACAGCCAUCCCGGAAUGUCGCACCAGCCGAUGCACAUGUCGCCCACGCCGUACGACUUCUCGAUGGGACACGGGUUUCCGGCGGAGCCUUCGACCGCAGACCACUUUCCCGUCGAGCCACAGCAACCACCGCAAGCCUCCCCUUCAUUUAACCCGGUGCCGGAAGGGUUCCACAUUGAGUACAUCUCGCCGACGCGCCCGAUAAUGGUUCCAAACAAGCCGGGGCAACAGCCAGCGGUUUCGAGGCAGAAUCAGCAGCCGCACCACCCGGGAAAUGGCUACAGCAACGCGGGAACUUCAACAGUGCCACCCGGAUUUGCGCCCCAG